Molecule: messenger RNA, 708 nt
Organism: Tripterygium wilfordii
Lineage: Eukaryota; Viridiplantae; Streptophyta; Magnoliopsida; Celastrales; Celastraceae
Product: secreted RxLR effector protein 161-like
Exons: 1
Coding region: 1-708 (235 amino acids)
Source: RefSeq, a predicted model, not a curated record
AUGCAUCAAUCAAAGCCCGUUGAUACCCCUGUUGAAAAGGGUCGAUAUUUAUCACUUGAUCAAUGCCCUAAGACAGACGAAGAAAGAAAUAGGAUGAGCAAGGUUCCCUAUGCCAGUGCAGUUGGGAGUCUGAUGUACACUAUGUUGUGUACUCGUCCUGACAUCUGUUUUGCAGUUGGCCUAGUGAGCCGAUAUCAAAGUAAUCUAGGUCUUACCCACUGGGAAGCCGUGAAAAGAAUAUUUCGUUACCUUCGUGGAACCACAGAUCUAAUCCUCUGCUAUGGUGGAGGAAACCUAAAACUAACUGGAUUCAGUGACGCUGAUUGGGCCAGUGAUAGAGACGAAAGAAAAUCCACUUCUGGAUAUGUGUUUAUCCUUAGUGGAGGAGCAAUAUCUUGGUGUAGCAAAAAGCAGAGCUGCAUCGCUCUAUCAACAAUGGAAGCUGAAUACGUUGCAUGUUCAGUUGCAGUCCAGGAGGCCGUCUGGUUAAGGCGUUUUUUACGACAUCUCGAGGCUACCUCUCAGAUUGAAAAGCCUGUUGAGAUUUUCUUCGAUAGCAUGUCUGCCUUGGAGUAUGCAAAGAAGCCCAAGUAUCAUGGGAAGAUAAAGCUUAUUUGUCACGCCCCGUCCCAGGAACGUGACUUAUUGACAACACGUGUGUGCACCCACGUGCUGCCACCUAAAACACCAAGACUCAAAUACCAUUAA